UCCGUGGAGUGGUUACCAGGGGAACGCGAUUUUCUAUAAGUUGUAGCUAACUGAGUGGCAAGGCACUGUUUUUUGGGAUGAGCACCAAAUAUAUUACUGUUGUAUUUCCCUUAAAACCGAAAAUAUAUGUCAAAUAGCGUCUCCUAUGACGGGAAUAAGGUAGUGUCUUAACAUCGUGGUUGGAGUCUACGUGCUUUAAACACAAGGAGAGGCCUUCCUUCAAAAUGCCAUCAAGCCAGAUCUUGCAGCCAGUUCUCAAAAUGAAGGUGGAUGAGCUCUUCCUCACCUGGCUGAGCAACACCAAAACCCAGGCUGUCUUGAAGGACUACUUGGAUCUCAUCAAGAUAGGAGACCAGUGCGAUCUAAAAGAUGUGGCCGCCACGACAAAAAAUAUGCAGACCUUCAAAGAGAACAACAACGUGACGUCCCAAAAUAACUGGGUGGCGGAGAAGAAGCCCAAUGCCUUCAACACCCCCUUGAACCCCCCAUCAUCGGCCGCCACCUUGCCCUCGGGAUGCAGUGGCGGUACCAGAGUGACGGGCCCCCAUGGCAGGAUGCUACGGAGGUCUGUCACUUCCAAAAAGGCACAGGUGAGGACAGAGGAACCCGUCACCAACCCACUGAGCGAAAGCAUUCCAAAGUUCUACUUCCCGCUGGGUCGGCCGCAAGCCAACCUCAACAUCGACGGCCUCAUUUCCAAAGUUGAGGCGACGUUUUGCCAAUUCCCCAAUGAAAGGGCCACCAUUGAGGACAUGGGGCAGGUUGCCAAGGCCUGCGAGUGUCCCCUCUACUGGAAGGUGCCAUUGUUCUGCGCGGCCGGAGGCGACAGGACGGGUUUCGUGUCUGUUCACAAGUUUGUGGCGAUGUGGAGAAAAACGCUGCAGACCUGCCACGACGACGCGGCCAAAUUUGUGCACCUCCUGGCCAAGCCUGGCUGCAAUUACCUGGAACAAGACGACUUUAUUCCCUUCCUGCAGGAUGUGGUGAACUCUCACGCAGGCUUGUCCUUCCUGAAGGAAGCACUAGACUUUCACUCAAGAUACAUCACCACGGUGAUCCAGAGGAUAUUUUACAACGUGAACCGCUCCUGGACUGGCAAAAUAACGUGUUCGGAGCUGCGGAAAAGUAACUUUCUUCAGAAUGUGGCACUGCUGGAGCAAGAAGAAGACGUUAACCAGCUGACAGAGUUUUUCUCCUAUGAACACUUCUACGUCAUCUACUGCAAAUUCUGGGAGCUGGACACCGACCAUGACCUUUACAUCAACCAGAAGGACCUGACACAGCACAACGACCAAGCCAUCUCCCAAAAGAUGAUUGAGAGAAUAUUCUCAGGAACAGUAACAAGAGACAGGCGUGUCUUCAAGGAGGGCCGCUUGAGUUAUGCCGAUUUUGUUUGGUUCCUCAUCUCAGAGGAGGACAAGAAGACAGACACCAGUAUCGAGUACUGGUUCCGCUGCAUGGACCUGGAUGGGGACGGCGUGCUGAGCAUGUACGAGCUCGAGUACUUCUACGAGGAGCAAUGCCAGAAGCUGGAGAGCAUGGCCAUUGAGCCGCUGCCCUUUGAGGACUGCCUUUGCCAAAUGCUUGACAUUGUCAAGCCAGAGGUUAAAGGUCAAAUCGCCCUGCGAGACCUGAAGAGGUGCAAGCUGUCCCACAUCUUCUUCGACACCUUCUUCAACAUCGAGAAGUACCUGGACCACGAGCAGAGGGACCCCUUCUCUGUCAUCAGGGAAGUGGAGACGGACGGCCAGGAAAUGUCAGACUGGGAGAGAUAUGCCGCAGAGGAGUACGACAUCCUGGUGGCCGAGGAGGCCGCCGCCGAUCACUGCAAUGACGUGUACGAGAACCCGCUGAGUCCCUUAGAACCUCACAUCUCAGCCGACCUGGUUCUGACUAAGAGACACAUCUUUGAGAUCCCCAGUCCUCACUGCAACUUGGACCUGGACAAGUACGAGUAUGAGGACGACUUUGAAUGACAAAGCUCCAGGUAACCUCGGCUACGCUUCUGUUCAGUGCAGCCUGAUGCUACUGCUGCUGCUGCCUCUUCUUUUUGCCACUUUUUUUCCCCAUCUGAUACAAUGAAGUGGCCUGGAAAUUGGACUCUGACAGACUACGCCUCUGUCCCAUCUUUGGCUAACUUGACAUUCCGGUGGUCGUAUCAGAAGCUUCUGUACAAUAUGUAAAAACAGUCACCUGCUUUCAUACUAUGUGUGUGUGUGAGAGAGAUAUAGAGAGGUUGUUUUAAUUUAUAAAUAUAUCUACAGACUGUAAAUAUUUUUGCUGUGAUGUAAAUGAAUUGCUUGAAAUAACAUUUUAUAUGUCAACUUAAUAAAGCAUUCUAGUUAAUGACUAGAAGACACCA
Messenger RNA from Doryrhamphus excisus (bluestripe pipefish), 2362 nucleotides. It is a transcript of the gene ppp2r3b, whose product is annotated as protein phosphatase 2, regulatory subunit B'', beta. The record is from RefSeq and is a predicted model, not a curated record. Gene Ontology annotation, molecular function: protein phosphatase regulator activity; calcium ion binding. Gene Ontology annotation, biological process: protein dephosphorylation. Gene Ontology annotation, cellular component: protein phosphatase type 2A complex. NCBI's taxonomy places the organism in Eukaryota, Metazoa, Chordata, Actinopteri, Syngnathiformes, Syngnathidae.